This is a messenger RNA of Dermacentor silvarum, 2115 nucleotides long. Its product is annotated as phosphate-regulating neutral endopeptidase PHEX-like. The record is from RefSeq and is a predicted model, not a curated record. The transcript is spliced from 4 exons. NCBI's taxonomy places the organism in Eukaryota, Metazoa, Arthropoda, Arachnida, Ixodida, Ixodidae. Gene Ontology annotation, biological process: protein processing. Gene Ontology annotation, cellular component: plasma membrane. Gene Ontology annotation, molecular function: metalloendopeptidase activity. Bases 1 to 2115 code for a protein of 704 amino acids.
AUGGUAGCUGGCGGUCCACGAUUGCCUCUACGUCACCAUUACACCACACGACCUGCGGAGACGAAGGUGCAGGAAACGCACGGCCACCGGGGACUGUGGGUCUUGGCUUCCAUAGCUACGUUCGUGGUCAUCGGCGUGGUGGUGGUCCUCGUGUCGAGAUGGACCUCGGUCACGGAAAAGCGACGCCUUGAGCUCUGCAACUCUCCAGUUUGUGACAAAUACGCUCGGCAUAUCCUACUGAAGGUGAACCGAUCUCUGGAUCCCUGCAACGACUUCAGCGAAUACGCCUGCUCGGCCUGGAAUCCUCCGUGGAUCAGGGCAGACUACGCCACGUCAAGCGACACGCAGCUCAUACGUGCUUGGUUCGACGGCUUUGGCGACCUUCUAAUGAACGCCUCAAAGCACGGAUUCGCGGUCGCUGACGGGCCUGCUGCCAUGCUACGGGCUUGCCUGGAGCACACCACUAAGGCGGGCGUACCAGGCAUACAGGAGCUACGCGAGCUGAUGGCGUCUGUCCACCUCAACUGGCCCGAUCCGCCUGAUGAUGACGCCAGCCCGCUCGGAGUCCUGCUGCAGCUAGCCUAUAAUUUCGGGGUACGAACCUGGUUUACCGUCCGUGUGUACUGGCGUGACACCAGUCACAUCAGUACUGUACAUCUCAGCCCGGCCGACACCAUCAGCUUUGCCGUGAAACACCACAGGCGUGUGAUGACUUCGAAAGCGUACGAGCUUUUGUGGCAAGCUUUCUAUGGUCGCUUCCAAGAAUUCGGAAACGGAAGCAGUUCACCGGACGACGCUGCUAUAGAGAGCUCCGCUGUGAUGCAGACCUUCAUACUUGAGCACAUCUUCGAGGCCAAGACAAAGGCGACAGGUGGUCCCGCUUGUUUUGUAAUGGCCGCCCUGGAUACGUACACAGCAAACAUUUCAUCCGAGGAAUGGGUCACUGAGAUAAACAAGAUGAUCCCUGGCGCCCACGUAUCUGCUUCGGGCAACAUAAGCGUAAGCGACCUUGCGGUUCUUGAAGCGAUUGAUGCUAUCUUCAAGUCCUUCACUCGCCGCGACAUUAUGGAUUUCUUGGGCUGGCAGAUGGCACAGUUGUACGGCCCUCUGGUGGACCCGGUGCUGAGCAACGCGUACUUUGGAGACGGAGAGCACACCGCAACUUACCUGCCUCACGUUUGUGCCAGUCAGGUUGAGGCGUCGUAUCCGGGCUUGCCGGCUGCGCUGCACUACCUAACGAGCCUCGACCGGUCAGCGCGGAAUGCCGUCAAGAUGACCCUGGAGAGUGUCGCAAGCACCACGGCUGCCCUAGUAGAAGGCGUCUCUUGGCUGGACGCGGCAACGAAGGCUGCAGCCACAGCUAAGCUUCGAAGCGCGAAAGUCCGUCUCUGGCCUCCUUCGUGGAUCCUCGAAAAAGAAGCCCUAACUCGCAUCUACUCCCACUUCCCGGUCAACGCCACUUCGUUGGUAGAUUUCCUGAAGCUAUCCCGAAGAACGAUAAGGAAGCUCAUUAAGUCUGAGCCCGAGUUCGAAGAAGUGCUUUCGAGUCCACUUAGUGGCUCGCUCCCUUACUUCAGCUACGACCAAGCCCUCAACGAGGUGUCCAUAUCGGCAGGCGCUGUCCAGUUCCCGCUGUUUGUGCCCGGUGGCACUCCAGUUAUGAAUUACGCGGGACUGGGCUUCUCGUUCGCGCUGCAGUUCGUGCGGUCUCUCGACAGCGUUAGCCGCACGGUGAGCGCUGAUGGACUGUGCACAAAGAUCGACGAUGGCAAAUUCUCAUCGUUCACAGCUGCGCUUCAGCAGAGGUCUUCGUGUCUUGCACCAGCUUACAACGGCAGCUUCUUUCCAGAGGUGGUAGCCUUGGAGGCCACGCACGCAGCAUUCGUCAACACUGUCGGCGGUGCCCAUGACGGCGAGCGUCUCGUCAAGGAGUUCUCUAAUGAGCAGACCUUCUACAUCGCACUGUGCUACUUCCAGUGCGGCCGUCAGGGAGGCCCACGCAAUUUCUUCAACGGAUGCAAUAAGGCGGUUAUGCACUUCCCGGAUUUCGCGGAUGCCUUUAGGUGUCCUGCCGGGUCUCGCAUGUACCCUAGCGGCAGCUGUCGCUUGUUCUGA